AUGUCCGGUAAUCAAGAUUACUCCGGGUUGUUCGGAACUUUGGCUCAUACUCUAGGUUGUACUAUGCCUGCAAUACGGCUUCUCGUGUCAAUAUUUUUAGGUUUUCCAUUUGCUUAUAUACAUCGUAGGUUUUUCAUUAACAAAUCACCGGAACUGCAGCAUAUUUUUUUUAUAUUAUGCGGCACUUUUUUGGGAGCAUGGAACUUUGGAUGGAAUGUUGGACAUUCAGCUCUAGCUUUGAGCGCUACGUACCUGAUUUUGCGGCUAUUCGGAGGAUCAACGUUGUCAAUUAUCUUAACGUUUGUUUUCAAUAUGGGCUACUUGUCGUACGGGUACUGGGUAACAACAACAGACGGCUAUGACAUAAAAUGGACAAUGCCGCAUUGCGUGUUGACAUUAAGACUGAUUGGGAUCGCGUUUAACUUAAGCGACGGACGGAAGGAUGAGUCAAAGCUGUCGGCGUACCAAAAAAAAGAAUGUCUAAAAGCGCUUCCGAGCUUUCUUGAAAUCGCUGCUUUUGUUUACUUUCCGGGAUCCUUUCUCGUGGGUCCCCAGUUCACAGUGAAGCGGUAUCAAAAUUACGUCAGUGGAGUGUUUAUUAAAGAAUCCGGCGGAGGCUCAGAUCAUAUUGAGGCUGGAUUUACAAGAACGAUGCAGGGAUUCCUCUACUUGUUUUUCUAUCAACUAGGAACUUAUAUUAUCUCCGAUCAGUACAUGAUAAGCAAACUCGACACUCAUAAUUACAUCAGCAGACUUUUAUUGCUCGGCUUGUGGGGACGAGUUAAUCUAUAUAAGUAUAUCUGCUGCUGGCUUUUAAGUGAAGGGGUCUGUAUAACAUUCGGAAUUUCCUACAAUGGUAAAGACGAGAACGGGUCAACAAAGUGGGACGGUUGCAAAAACGUCGAUUUAAAAAGAUUUGAAAACGCAACCGAGUUUAGUCACUACAUCCAAUCAUUUAACAUGAACACUAACGAAUGGUGCAGCGAGUACGUCUACAAGCGGUUGAAAUUUAUGGGAUCUCGUUUCGCUAGUCAGUUCUUAACUCUAGUAUUUCUUGCCAUUUGGCACGGCUUCCACUCUGGUUAUUACGUUACUUUCUUCAACGAAUUUAUAAUCAUGUACUUCGAAAGAGACAUUGCUUCCGCGUUGAAGAAGAAUCAAUCAAUCCAGGCGACGGCAAACCAUCCUCUCGGUGGAAUUCUCAUCUGGAUUAUUUUGAAACUUUACACCCUAGUAUUUAUGGGUUACGCAUUUAUUCCCUUCCACUUGCUGUCCUACACUCGGUAUCUUAAAAUUUACUCGAGUGUUUACUGGAUCGGCAGUAUAAUCUUCCUAUCGUAUCCCUUCCUAGCUCCCUUUAUUAAGCCACUGAUUAGCGGUCGCAGAAGGGCUCACGUCGAUUAG
Molecule: messenger RNA, 1404 nt
Organism: Cotesia congregata
Lineage: Eukaryota; Metazoa; Arthropoda; Insecta; Hymenoptera; Braconidae
Source: the annotation of a GenBank genome assembly